CCGCAGAGACGCCCCGCCCCCGCGCGGCGCUGCGGAACCGGAGCUCCGGGCGGCGUCGGCAGAGGCGCGGGAGGUGGCGAGGCCAGGGCAGGGCGGCAGGAGCCCGCGCGGCGACCGCAGCGAGAGCAGCAGAGACAGAGCAGACCACGACGAAGGCGCACAGGCAGCCGGGCCGGGCCGGGCCACCGGGAGAGCGGCCGCCGGGAAGCGGGCGGAAGGCCGGGCUGGCAGCUGGCAGCCGCCGAGCCGCGAAGCGACAUGGUGCUGCUCAAGGAGUAUCGAGUCAUCCUGCCUGUGUCUGUAGAUGAGUAUCAAGUGGGGCAGCUGUAUUCUGUGGCUGAAGCCAGUAAAAAUGAAACUGGUGGUGGGGAAGGUGUGGAGGUCCUGGUGAACGAGCCGUAUGAGAAGGAUGACGGCGAGAAAGGCCAGUACACACACAAGAUCUACCACUUACAGAGCAAAGUACCCACAUUUGUUCGAAUGCUGGCCCCAGAAGGAGCCCUGAAUAUACAUGAGAAAGCCUGGAAUGCCUACCCUUACUGCAGAACCGUUAUUACAAAUGAGUACAUGAAAGAAGACUUUCUGAUUAAAAUUGAAACCUGGCACAAGCCGGAUCUUGGCACCCAGGAGAAUGUGCAUAAACUGGAGCCUGAGACAUGGAAACAUGUGGAAGCUAUAUAUAUAGACAUUGCUGAUCGAAGCCAAGUACUUAGCAAGGACUACAAGGCCGAAGAAGACCCAGCAAAAUUUAAAUCUGUCAAAACAGGACGGGGACCUUUGGGCCCAAAUUGGAAGCAAGAACUUGUAAAUCAGAAAGACUGCCCAUAUAUGUGUGCGUACAAACUGGUCACCGUCAAGUUCAAGUGGUGGGGCUUGCAGAACAAAGUGGAGAACUUCAUACACAAGCAAGAGAAGCGUCUGUUUACAAACUUUCACAGGCAGCUGUUCUGUUGGCUCGAUAAAUGGGUUGAUCUGACUAUGGAUGACAUUCGGAGGAUGGAGGAAGAGACGAAGAGACAGCUGGAUGAGAUGAGACAAAAGGACCCAGUGAAAGGAAUGACAGCCGAUGACUAAUGCUACCCACCCCUUCUGCACUUUUUGCAAGACAGUGGUCAACAGGAAGGCCCAGCAGCUCCACCCUCCUGAGUGGCAGGCCGUCUUUGGAUGCAGCCUUUCUGUGCUCAUUCUUCAGGCAACUUUCAACCCCUUACUGUAGCUAUUUCUAGAUGCCCUUUAACAUUGUGAACAAAUAGACCGUCUGGUAUUACAAAGCCUGUGUGUGCGGGAGCCUGAUCCUCUAAGAUAUAUGGCGUACGCUGCUGUAUUUACAGCUCAUCCCUCUCUCCAUUGUGUCCUGACCCAUUUCUGUGUGCCCUCCCCCCUUUAUUUCCAAGUGACAUUUUUAGUCUUAAAUUAGCUGCCUUUUGUGAUAUGAUUAUUUAAGCUCACUUAUUUCAGCCUUGGGAUAAACUGAGCUGUUUUGCUUCCUGGGCAGAUCUUUGGCAAUGUUGAGUAUUCACUUGGGGAGAGAGGAGGAGUUAAAAAUACAGAUACCCGGCCCCCGUUCCACACAGUAAGAAUGUGGCUUCAUAACCCUGACCUCUGCUCCUAGUAAUCUCUCGUUCGAGUGCUCUAAGCACCAAGAAGGUACCCAAGGCCCAGCCAAUCUAAGGAAAUUUAGCAAAUAAUAAAUAACCCCCUCGAGUCAUUGCAUCUCUGGUUAAUAUUCUUAGAAAUCUCGGCUUCUCAGCCCUCCUGUGUUGCCCACUCUAUCGGAAUCUCUUUGCAGAGCCUACAAGAAAUCCAUCACUCCCCGCCUGGAGAAUUGUCCAGUAUGGCCUGUAGACUCCAGUCAGACCCGAGGAGCCCUGUCCGUCCAUGCUCCUCUUCCCUUUUGGGCUGGUGCUGCCACUCAGCAAUAAUCCUGUCUGUGCUUUCUUAGGUCCCUGUCCUCUUUGAGGCUGGUAGGAUGCAAGAGUCCUGGUCUUUUCAUGCUGCACAAAACAAGCAUGCAAAAAGCUUUUUUUCCCCUAGCAAAACACGUCCCUUCCUGUUUCUAGUCACUGGAGAGGAGUUUGCAGAUCGAGAACUCAGGCAUCCUGCCCCAUGCUGAGUUCUGUGCUGGACAAUCAAAAGCAAUCAGUGACUGUAGCCUAGAACUCUUAUCACAGUGGGCUGGUGAAGCCCAGGCUCUGGGGGAGUAGAAGCUACUGAACGCCUGCCUCCUAGUUUUUCUAGAUGGGCAGAACUAAGUAUGCCUUCCUGGUGGGAGAGUGUGAUAUGGUUGUGUCACUGGACAUUUCCCAAGCCUUGUUGAGUCAGUCAGCCCAAUGUGUAGUGAUCCAAGCCCACACUAGCCUGGGUAUCCGUUAGAGAGAGACUGAGUCUAUUAGGGAGGAAGAAGGACGGAUUAAUGGAUCUCAUUUUUGUCAGUUUGCUUGCCUUACUCGUUUCUAAGUGCAAUAAGGGAGUGUCUCACAGGACUGCACCUGUGACAUGCAGAUUGGAUGCUUCCCUGUGGUUCUCCUGGAGCAAGGGUGGACAGAUUCAGGCCCCUCAGAUGGUUAGCUCUGACCUUCAUUGAGGUCCUUUUGAGACCAGGCGAUGUCCCUGUUACAGAAACCUCCUCUGUAUUAGUCUCCUCACCUUGUGGAGUCUUUAGGAACAUUCUUGGGGCAUCUGGGUUGAUGAUUAGCAUCUCAACUGCUAGUAGUAUGGGAAAGUUGGAGAAGAGGCAUUCCUAAUGGAGAAGAACAUAAAUGUUCUCCUACAAGCUCUGUAUUACCUGUCAGUCAUAUUUGUGCUUAAAGAUUCUCCUUCUUCAUAAACUAGGUUGCAGUCCAGAUGUGAGUUAUCUGGAGGGAACUGCGACUCUAAGCAGGCAGUUGUUAUGUGCGUGAGCUCAGGAGAUAUUUGUCUCCUUCAGCACUUGGAGAUCCACACAUAUCAGUCACAUCAGCUCCAGUCCAGGCUUGCUCUUACCUGCCUUUGCUCUAGCUCCUCCUGCAUACCCACCUGUUGCUCACAUUUGAAAGCAUCCAAAUGUUACCAACUAGAAUUUGCUGAGAUCAGCCUGGAUUUUGGGCUCCUGCCCACACAAACAAACACAAAAGAGGGGUGUCCCUGGUCUAUCCCAAUCCACGGGUGGUGUUGCUGCUGGGCAACUGUUGGCUUUUAAGUAUCCCCUUUCCCUUUUCCCCCACCCCCAAAAACCGACUAGCACUCGGAGGGCUCAGGUCUGGUGAUAAUACCCGAGGGUGUCAUGCCCCUUCAGACUGGCUGCUCCCGUUAGACGUCCAGGUCCUACAGCCAACUAAAAGCAGCAGUUACUGUCUCUGCACAAGGCCUGCUGGCCUCUGGCCUCCUUGUGGAGAGGCAUGGGGGGGGACAGGACAGGGUCAGUGUUGUGGGCAUGUGUAUAUCCUAAGUUCUCCUUUUCCAGUCCCUGCUGGGCCCUGACUUAACUUGGGGUGGUUCUUAGUGCUGCUUCUUUUACAAACCACACUUUGUAGAACUGACUAGAUUACCGUGUUGAUUUCAUGUGAGUUUGUGCCUUUUUGUCUCAAUCUUCCAAUACAGGUAUAUUGGGAAAAAAGCAGUCUAAUAAAAUCCUAGACAGAG
Messenger RNA from Peromyscus californicus insignis, 3621 nucleotides. RefSeq names its product phosphatidylinositol transfer protein alpha (gene Pitpna). The coding region runs from base 259 to 1074 and encodes 271 amino acids. The transcript is spliced from 12 exons. Gene Ontology annotation, cellular component: cytoplasm. Lineage: Eukaryota; Metazoa; Chordata; Mammalia; Rodentia; Cricetidae. Gene Ontology annotation, molecular function: phosphatidylcholine intramembrane carrier activity; phosphatidylinositol transfer activity; phosphatidylcholine binding. The record is from RefSeq and is a predicted model, not a curated record. Gene Ontology annotation, biological process: phospholipid transport.